ACUCUUUGAUCUUAAUAUGAUCUUAUGACAGUUGUAAAACGACUCUCACAACGGUGAGUUGUGUGCAUUGAUUUAACUAUUUUGUCGUGUGUGUUGCUAAGAUUCUGUGUGGAUUGGACAAUUCAAUUUACUAGUUAAACAUGGCAACAUCAGUCCUACAACCUGCUGAAUGUCGUCGUGAUCCAAAACUUGACCAUGCCUCUCUCAGACUCACUGAAGAGGAGCGCCAAGCUAUCCUGGAAGCUAAGGAAAGGGAGACAGGGGAGCUGCCUCCUGAGCUUCGUGAAAGGGCCAGGGUAGAGAUAAGGGAAGAAUCUGCGUUAAGGGAGGAGGCUCUCGCGCAAAUGAGACAUUUUAUUGAGAAGCAUCCAGCGAUUAAGAAGUGUAGAACAGAUACCCCCUUCCUACUGAGGUUCCUGCGUACCAAGAAAUUCUCAAUACCACAAGCCUGCUCAAUGCUUGAGCGAUACCUGACAAUUCGCCAAAUGUAUCCUCAGUGGUUCCAGAAGUUAGAUCCAUUGGACCCUAAGUUGGCGGCGGUUAUAGAUGCUGGGUACCUGGUGCCUUUACCCAAAAGAGAUUCAGAAGGGAGACGGGUCGUGCUUUCUUGUAUGGGCCGCUUUGACCCUUACGGAUAUGACAGUUGUGUGAUGGCGCGAAUCCAUUCUAUGAUCGUUGAGUUGCUUUUGGAUGAGCCUCGAUCCCAACUCCUUGGAUACACGCAUGUGAACGACGAGGCUGGUAUGCAGAUGCCCCACGUGUCAUUAUGGUCACUAAGUGAUGUCAAAGUCAUGCUCAAUUGUAUACAGAACUCUACGCCAAUGCGCCACAAAUGCACGCAUUUCGUCAAUAUUCCCCACUAUGGCGUCAAAUUCUUCGAGUUUGCUGUUUCUUUAUUGAGCGACAAAUUAAAAGAUCGUGUUAUGUUUCACCGAAAUACCGACGAUUUGAACAAGCAUGUUGAUGCCUCAAUACUGCCCAAGGAGUACGGAGGCACCGUUCCUUUAAAAGACAUGAUCGAAGAACUAAAACGCAAGUUACUGAAGCAUAGAGAAGACUUACUUGCACUUGAUGACUUGUGUAUAGAUUUACAUGCAUUAGGAAAAAAUGAUUUGACGCAAGAUAUACAUUCAACUGCUGGUUCUUUUAGAAAACUUGAAUUAGACUAGGUUUUAAUCACUUAAAAAUCCUACUUCUAUAAAUUGGUAUAAGUUUACUUAUGUCUAUGAGAUAAAUACAUUUAAGAGUUAUUAUUGUUUAUGUAGUUGUUUUCUGAUCAAAACCUAAUUCAGAUAUGUUUUGAUAUAGCGUUUUAAAGCAGGCUUUAACGAAAUAUAACAUAUUUUUAUAAUAAUUAACAAUGAAUCCUUGUGAUAUUUUUUGAAAUUAUACCUGAAACAUUGACUUUUUAGUAAUGUAAGUUUAAAAAUGAUAAUUAAUAUAAAAAACAUAACAAUUGUUUUACUUGACAUUAAAAACAUAUGAAAAGGUUUACCUACUUGCCA
Messenger RNA from Pieris napi, 1505 nucleotides. RefSeq names its product retinaldehyde-binding protein 1-like. Gene Ontology annotation, molecular function: phosphatidylinositol bisphosphate binding. The transcript has 6 exons. Gene Ontology annotation, cellular component: membrane. The record is from RefSeq and is a predicted model, not a curated record. Lineage: Eukaryota; Metazoa; Arthropoda; Insecta; Lepidoptera; Pieridae. The coding region runs from base 141 to 1169 and encodes 342 amino acids.